Messenger RNA from Varanus komodoensis (Komodo dragon), 765 nucleotides. RefSeq names its product olfactory receptor 2G3-like. NCBI's taxonomy places the organism in Eukaryota, Metazoa, Chordata, Lepidosauria, Squamata, Varanidae. Gene Ontology annotation, biological process: G protein-coupled receptor signaling pathway. Gene Ontology annotation, cellular component: membrane. The record is from RefSeq and is a predicted model, not a curated record. The transcript has a single exon. Gene Ontology annotation, molecular function: G protein-coupled receptor activity; olfactory receptor activity. The coding region runs from base 1 to 765 and encodes 254 amino acids.
AUGUAUUUUUUCCUGAUCAGUUUGUCCUUCCUGGACAUUUAUUAUACCACCACCAAUGUCCCCCAGAUGCUGAUGAACCUUGUGACCAGAUGGAAAAUGAUUUCCGUUUGGGGUUGCGCAAUCCAGAUGUAUUUCUCCUUGGCGCUCAGCAUGGCAGAGUGCUUUCUGCUCAGAGGCAUGGCUUACGACCGCUACGUGGCCAUCUGUCAGCCCUUGCUUUACGCAGCCAUCAAGAACUGGAAGCUCUGUGUUCAGCUGGCUGCCUUCUGUUGGGGCAGCAGUUUCAUGAGCGCCUUGAUUAUCAACCUUCUUGUCCUGCAGUUGCCCUUCUGUGGUCCCAACAUCCUGGACCAUUAUUUCUGUGAGGUGCCAGCAGUGCAGUCUUUGGCCUGCACUGACACCUCCAGCACUGAAAUGGUAGUGUUCGUUUUCAGCAUCGUCAUAGUCUUCAUUCCCUUCCCAAUGAUUAUGGUCUCCUACGCCUGCAUUUUCUUAGCAGUGCUGCAGAUGAAAACGACCUCGGGAAGGGCCAAGGCAUUCUCAGCCUGCGCAUUCCACCUCACUGCCGUAGCCAUAUUUUAUGGGACAGCCCUUUUCAUGUACAUGCGACCAAGGUCAAAGUCUUCGCAAGACAAGGACAAAGUGAUCGCUAUGUUUUAUACCAUUAUUAUGCCCAUGCUGAACCCCUUGAUAUAUAGCCUGUGGAACAAAGAUGUGAAGGACGUUCUGAGAUCACUCAUGUUCACAAGAUGCUCAGUCCUUUGA